GCCGAGCUGUGUCGAGGGGAAGUUCCUGCUGGAUAGACGACGUGGACCUCGGACUAAUUCUGGGAAUUAAGCAGCACGCGGACCAGGGACGAGAAACGGAAGCAUGCCUACGCUGUUCGCCGUGGUGCUCCUGAUCUCGGUCACGAGCACGUGGUACCAAAAUGGCUGCGUGGCCGAGCUGUACACCGCGCUGGCUGACAUGGAGGAGCUGCUGGAGACCGAGGCGGUGCUCAUCGACACCCUGAACGGCUACAUCAAGGCGCAGGAAGAACGUCUGGCCACUCUGAGAAAGAACGUGGAGGAUUACGCGAGGGAGCACGAGGAGGCGUCGAGAAACAUUCAGCAGUACCUGUCUAACCCAAUCAACGCUUAUCUGCUGGUGAAAAGACUGACCACCGAUUGGAAACGGGUGGAGGAGCUGAUCACCCAGGACGUUGGCAAGUCCUUCGUCGCGAAUAUCACCAGCUCACGGAGCGACCUGAAAUUCCCCACUGACGAGGACCUUAAUGGCGCUGCUGUCGCUUUGAUGAGGCUACAGGACACGUACAAGCUCGAGACUGCACAAGUCGCUAGGGGUGUGCUGAAUGGGAUCCAGUAUAGCACCGGAUUAAGUGCCAGCGAUUGUUUCGAACUUGGGAGACAGUCUUAUCACAAUCGUGAUUACUAUCACACCGUCCUCUGGAUGCAAGAAGCCAUGGAUCGUCUUCAGGAGGAGCAAAACGCCACCACAACUUCGAAACCGGACAUAUUGGAAUACUUGGCGUUCUCGACGUACAUGCAAGGGAACGUGGCGCGGGCUCUAAGCAUGACGAACGAGCUGUUGGAGCUGGUGCCGACUCACGAGCGUGCUUUGGGCAAUCGGGCUUACUAUCAGAAGGAGAUCCAGAGCAAGGCGAGCCAGUCGAGGAAGAAACGCGGCGAGGAUGGUCUGGACGACACCGCUGUUCCUGCGCAGCACUUCACUGUUACCGAGAAAAAAGUGAAACCUUGGGAGGAGAUGACUGAAAGAGAGCGCUACGAGAUGCUGUGCCGAGGUGAGGUGUCCAUCACACCGGAACUACAAAAGAACCUCAAGUGUCGCUACGUCGAUCGUGGAAUUCCAUUUUUGAAAAUCGCCCCGUUCAAGGAGGAGGAGGCUUACUUAGAUCCGAGGAUAGUCGUAUACCAUGACGUGAUAUACGAUGAGGAAAUCGAGACGAUUAAAAGAUUUGCGCAACCCAGGUUCAAACGUGCCACGGUACAGAAUUACAAAACUGGUGCCUUAGAGAUAGCGAAUUAUAGGAUUAGUAAGAGUGCGUGGCUUCAGGAGCACGAACAUAAACACGUGGCAGCGGUUAGCCGACGUGUGGAACACAUGACUAGUCUGUCUGUUGACACGGCAGAAGAACUGCAAGUGGUGAAUUAUGGUAUCGGUGGUCAUUAUGAACCACACUUUGAUUUUGCAAGAAAAGAGGAAACAAAUGCGUUUAAAAGCCUGGGAACUGGAAAUCGCAUUGCUACAGUUUUAUACUAUAUGAGCGACGUGGAACAAGGUGGCGGCACCGUGUUCACCGCCAUAAACAUUUCCCUAUGGCCCAAGAAAGGCAGCGCAGCCUUCUGGUAUAACCUCAAACCCAAUGGAGAGGGAGAUUUUAAAACUAGACACGCUGCUUGUCCUGUUCUCACUGGUUCUAAAUGGGUGGCAAACAAAUGGCUGCACGAAAGAGGUCAAGAAUUCCGCAGGCCAUGCACCCUUGAAAAUCAAUCCGCCGAUGAAGCCGACGUGAGGCACUGAAUCGUCAACUUACCCCUGGAUCGUCACUAGUGAAAAUAAAUAAAAUCGAGAAAUGUUUCGAAAUCUCUAAUCGAGCGCUCAAAACGCGAGAAACCUUAAAUACAUGUACGCCGUUGUAAACAGUGUGUUUAAUGUUGAAGAAGAGAUAAGGACAUUAUACUAUUCAUCGCGAAGCUGAUCCACGAAAGUGUGAAACACAAAUGACGAUUCGUUUACGAGUCAAGUAACUUUUUCAAGGACAAAAAGCAAAAAUGGUUUUGUACGAUUACAAUGUCGACGAGAAAACUGCCAUCGUUUAAUUACACGCAUUGAUAACAAUUGAAAAGUAUCUUCUUUUCACAACAGUCUUAGCAAAGAUAUUAAAACAUGUACAAGAUAGGAUAACGAGGCAGUUUCUCAAAAGAUUUGUUUGUUGCAACCUAACGAUUAAUAUAUUAUUCCUAGACCCUAGGAUUUUUACAGGAGCACACAGCAUGUAGGGAGUAGAGUACAUUAGAUUGUCAAGCAAUAACAAGUCGCACGUUUGGGCCAGUUAGUUUUUCCCUAAGGAAUCAAGACUCUCGUGAUCGUGUACAAAAUAAAAAGCAUUGUGUACGAAGCACGAGAUUCUAAACAUUCUCAUUGCAUUUAUUAAUGUAAUUAACAUGUAAGAAUGUAAAAUGUGGAAUCAAGUAUUCCUGUGUUCAUCAGAGUAUUCUAAUGAAAUCUUUAAUCGCAUCGUUCCUUCUCCUACGACACGUUUCACCCUUCUAAUCGGGUCUUUUUUGUAAAUAGUAGUAAGAUAAUCGAGAAACGUCGACAAUUUCUUAGAUCCAUUCGUCUUGUAUACGAAUCGCUUGUAAAAAAGGAGAAAAUAAAAAGAGAAAAGGAGGAAUGAUAAAUAGAAAGAGAUGAAGUCUAUCGACUGAAAGACAUGUCUGUUUACACAGUGAUAUUGAGCUUAGCAUUUAAGACGUUAAUUCGCGAGCUUCGAUGCCCGCCAUCAUCGAACGAAAAAAGGAUUUAUCGAAACUAUUAAAGUAGAGGUCAAAUAAUGGACAGUAUCUUACCUUAGAUGCAGCCAUUGCUCUUUACAGCUUCUCCCGUCAUCUACAGUCGUAGUCCUUGUCUGUGUGAAAUCCAAGAAGAAGUUUUCGAAUCUUACAUUGUCCUUCAAUCCUCACGAAAUAACCACUCACGCACAAAAGCACGAUCAAAAUCCUUUCGUGUAUAAAACCAUCUAUAAAAUCACGAAAUCCACAAUUUAU
Eufriesea mexicana is the source of this 3021-nucleotide messenger RNA. It is a transcript of the gene PH4alphaEFB, whose product is annotated as prolyl 4-hydroxylase subunit alpha-1. Bases 104 to 1774 code for a protein of 556 amino acids. Gene Ontology annotation, cellular component: endoplasmic reticulum. Gene Ontology annotation, biological process: peptidyl-proline hydroxylation to 4-hydroxy-L-proline. The transcript has 10 exons. Lineage: Eukaryota; Metazoa; Arthropoda; Insecta; Hymenoptera; Apidae. The record is from RefSeq and is a predicted model, not a curated record. Gene Ontology annotation, molecular function: procollagen-proline 4-dioxygenase activity; iron ion binding; L-ascorbic acid binding.